Molecule: messenger RNA, 3348 nt
Organism: Rangifer tarandus platyrhynchus (Svalbard reindeer)
Lineage: Eukaryota; Metazoa; Chordata; Mammalia; Artiodactyla; Cervidae
Source: the annotation of a GenBank genome assembly
AUGAUGACUUCGGUGAGCAGUGACCGGUCCAGAGGUGCUAGGGAAAAACCACAGAUUUCAGCGACACAGGGAACACAACUACAGAAACAAGUGGUACAGGCAACAGCUGAACAGAUGCGUCUUGCUCAAGUGAUCUUUGAUAAAAAUGAUUCAGAGUUUGAAGCUAAAGUUAAACAGCUUAUGGAGGUGACAGGAAAAAAUCAGGAUGAAUGCAUUGUGGCUCUACAUGACUGUAAUGGAGAUGUCAACAAAGCUAUCAACAUAUUGCUGGAGGGAAAUUCAGACACUACUUCAUGGGAGACUGUAGGAGGGAAGAAGAAGAAUUUUGGAAAAGAAAGUUCAGAAAACAAAGAGAAUAGAGAGAAGAGAAGUGAGAGAGAAGUGAGCCGUGGACGUGGAAACAACAGCCGGAAAGUAAGAGGUGGCAGUCGCGGGAGAGAGUUUAGAGGUGAAGAGAAUGGAAUUGAUUGCAAUCAAGGGGACAAGCCUUCAGAUCGAGGCAAGCGAGCUCGUGGUAGAGGAUUUGGGCGUGGCAGAGGGAGAGGGGCAGGAAGAUUCUCAACCCAAGGCAUGGGGACAUUUAAUCCUGCGGACUAUUCAGAUUCUCCAUCUAUAGAUGGGUGUGGGACAAAACCAGUAGUUUGGGAAGCUGCUCAGAAUGGUGCAGAUGAGGGAACUGGGGCCUGGAAGAAUUCUGUGGAAGAGUGGACAGCGGAAGACUGGACUGAAGAUCUUUCGGAAACAAAAGUCUUCACUUCCUCAUCUGUUCCAGCAGAGAAUCAUGUCACACCUGGGCAAAGUGUUGAUCUGGUAGCCUUGCUCCAGAAGCCUGUUCCUCCCUGUCAAGCCCCAGAAGUCAACUCCUUUGAAGCUUCCCAACAGCAGAGCUUUGGCCAAGCCCUUGUCUUCACGAACUCUCAGCACAACAGUCAGUUGGCACCAGGGACUGGCGGCUCCGCUGCUGUCAACUCCUAUCCACCUCAGAGUUUGUCAUCCGUCCUUGGUUCAGGAUUUGGAGAGCUUGCCCCUUCAAAAAUGGCGAACAUUACCAGCUCCCAGAUUUUGGACCAGUUGAAAGCUCCGAGUUUGGGCCAGUUUACCACCACCUCAAGUUCACAGCAAAAUAGUACGAGUUCUCCCACAACCACUUCUUCUUGGGACCUCAAGCCUCCAGCCUCCCAGUCCUCAGUCCUUAGUCAUUUUGACUUCAAAUCUCAGCCUGAACCAUCCCCUGUUCUUAGCCAGCUGAGCCAACGGCAGCAGCACCAGACUCAGGCCGUCACUGCUCCUCCUCCUGGGUUGGAGUCCUUCCCUCCCCAGGUGAAGCUCCGGGAGGCAGCACCCAGAGACAGCGGUACCUCCACUGUGAACAAACUCCUGCAGCUCCCCAGCGUGACUGUGGGAAACACUGCGGUGUCUGCUCACCAACCGCAGCCCAGACACACCAGGCUCCCGAAGUCUCGGCGAAUACCUCCAGCUUCCAAGAUCCCAGCUUCUGCAGUGGAAAUGCCUGGAUCAGCAGAUGUCACAGGAUUAAAUGUCCAGUUUGGCGCCUUGGAAUUUGGAUCAGAACCUUCUCUCUCUGAAUUUGGAUCAGCUGCAAGCAGUGAAAAUAGUAGCCAGAUUCCCAUUAGCUUGUAUUCAAAAUCUUUAAGUGAUUCUUUGAAUACCUCCCUACCAAUGACCAGUGCAGUACAGAACUCCACCUACACAACUUCCGUCAUUACCUCCUCCAGUCUGACCAGCUCCUCGUUGAGCUCCACUAGUCCAGUAACGACGUCUUCCUCCUACGACCAGAGUUCUGUGCAUAACAGGAUCGCAUACCAAAGCUCUGUGAGUCCGUCGGAGUCAGCUCCAGGAACCAUCACGAAUGGACAUGGUGGUAGUCGAAGUCAGCAGACAGUAGACACUACUUCAUCCGUUCCAGCUCCAAAGACAACAGACCCUCCUUCUGCCCUCCCGUCUGUGGCCUCCUUGCCCAGCACCACCUCCUGCGCUCCGCUUCUGCCCCCUGCAUCCCAGCACACUGCCACUCUGCCCUCCCUGUCCCAGCCCGGGGACCUGUCCAGCAGUCCCCUCUCUCAGCUCAGCAGCUCCCUCUCCAGCCACCAGAGCAGCCUCGCCUCCACUCACACGCCGCUCUCUGCCAGCACAUCCCACACACAUGCCAGCGUGGACAGUGCCCCUUCCCUCCAGCCCUCGGCCACCUUCUCAACGGCAGCAACUUCCGCCUCGGGCGCCGUGUCCUCAGGGCUCAGCUUGCCGAGCGGCAUGAACACAGUCAACAGCCUGUGCCUGGGCAGUGCCCCCGGGAGUGCCCCCAGCAGCAGUGCCAGGGCUGCACCUUUGAUGACCUCAGGCAAAGCACCCCCCAACCUGCCCCAGGGGGUGCCUCCCCUGCUGCACAACCAGUACCUCGUGGGCCCCGGAGGACUGCUUCCUGCCUACCCGAUUUAUGGCUAUGACGAGCUCCAGAUGCUGCAGUCACGGCUGCCAAUGGAUUACUAUGGGAUCCCUUUCGCUACACCCCCAGCCCUUGCCAGUCGAGAUGGGAGCCUCACCAGUAACCCAUAUUCAGGUGAUGUCACCAAGUUCGGCCGAGGUGACUCUGCGUCCCCCGCACCACCCACCACCCUGGCUCAGCCCCAGCAGAGCCAGUCCCAGGCCCACCAUGCGGCUCAGCAGCCCUUCCUGAACCCCGCCCUGCCGCCCGGCUACAGCUACACCGGCCUCCCCUACUACACGGGCCUGCCCGGUGCCUUCCAGUACGGGCCCGCCAUGUUUGUGCCCCCGGCCUCAGCCAAGCAGCACGGGGUGAGCCUCAGCACUGGCGCCACGCCCUUCCAGCAGGCCAGCGGAUACGGCCAGCACAGCUACAGCACCGGUUAUGACGACCUGACCCCGGGCACCGCAGCGGGAGACUACAGCAAGGGUGGCUAUGGUGGAUCAUCCCAGACGCAGAACAAGGCUGCAGGCUCUGGGCCUGGCAAAGGAGUGUCGGGGACUUCGAGCACCUCUGGCCUCCCUGAUAUGACUGGGUCUGUCUACAACAAGACUCAGACGUUUGACAAGCAGGGAUUCCAUGCAGGGACUCCACCCCCAUUCAGCCUGCCCUCGGCCUUGGGCUCCACUGGGCCCUUGGGCCCUGGAGCGGCGCCCGGGUACGCGCCCCCACCGUUCCUGCACAUCCUGCCCGCCCACCAGCAGCCUCCCUCGCAGCUGCUGCACCACCACCUCCCGCAGGACGCUCAGAGCGGUUCCAGUCAGCGCAACCAGCCCAGCUCACUGCAGCCCAAGUCGCAACCCUCCAAACCUGCCUACGGCAACUCUCCAUACUGGACAAACUGA